Messenger RNA from Exophiala aquamarina CBS 119918, 1770 nucleotides. RefSeq lists its product as uncharacterized. The record is from RefSeq and is a predicted model, not a curated record. NCBI's taxonomy places the organism in Eukaryota, Fungi, Ascomycota, Eurotiomycetes, Chaetothyriales, Herpotrichiellaceae. The coding region runs from base 1 to 1770 and encodes 589 amino acids. Gene Ontology annotation, molecular function: molybdenum cofactor sulfurtransferase activity. Gene Ontology annotation, biological process: molybdopterin cofactor metabolic process. The transcript is spliced from 2 exons.
AUGGCUCGCCCAAAACCCUCGGCCAUUUACGAUGAGGAAGCAAAGUUAUGGAAAGCAGAAACAAUGCAAAAGGAGUACCCACAACUUGCUCACACAACAUAUCUCGACCAUGUCGGUGCCACACUGUACCCACAAUCGGCUAUCCAGUCUUUUGCCGCCGACAUGACUGCAAACUUAUACGGUAACCCACACUCGGCCUCACCAUCGUCCUCCUUGAGCACCGCGGUUAUCCGUGAAGUCAGAACGGAAGUGUUGAAGCGUUUCGGUGCUUCAUUAGACGACUUUGAUCUGAUAUUUGUCCCGAACGCUACCGCUGCCAUCAAGUUAGUUGCACAUGCAUUUCAGGACCAGGAUGAAGGCUUUUGGUAUGGGUACCACAAGGACUCUCAUUCCAGCCUCGUCGGAGUGAGAGAACUCGCCAAAAAUGGUCAUCAUUGCUUUCGUUCAGAUGAUGAAGUCAAUCACUGGAUCGAUAGCGACGUCUUGUACCCAGGGCGGCUUGCGCUGUUCGGAUAUCCAGCUCAGUCUAACAUGACAGGAUACCGCCCUCCAUUGGCAUGGGGAAGCCAGAUCAGGCGAGUUGUGAGUGUGCAAAAUAAACAAGUCUAUACCUUGCUUGACGCAGCUUCAUACUUGACCACCAGCAACCUUAAUCUUAACGAUCAAACGUUUGCCCCGGACUUUAUUGCGCUUUCCUUAUACAAGAUAUUUGGCUUCCCUGAUCUUGGGGCUCUUAUUGUCAGAAGAGAGGCAGCUCCAAUGCUGCUUUCCCGGAAGUAUUUUGGGGGUGGUACUGCGGAGAUGGUCAUUGCAGUUGGGGACUCAAACGGUAUGCUGAUUGGCAAGACCAGAGUCGAGGCACUUGCUUCUGCAUGCGGCUUUCAGUUUCGGACUGGAUCCUUAUGUAAUCCUGGUGGGAUUGCAACCAUCUUUGGUUUCCGUCCAUGGGAGAUGAGGCGGAAUUUUUCAUACGGUAUGCGCUGCGGAGAUGAUCUGGACUUCCUCGGUGGAAAGCCAACCGGCGUUGUUAGGGUCAGUCUCGGAGCAAUGACAAGUAAUAGCGACAUAGAGCGGUUUCUUGACUUCAUUGACUUCUUUUUUGUUUGCAAAAGUGUCAUAGAAGAAGCAAAAGCUGCUCGCAAGCCUGGAGAGUCUCUCCAAAACCCUGUCACUUCGAUUCAACCAAUUCGGAGCUGUAUGCCACUAGCUGUGCCUCACGGUGAUUUUACAUCCCUAACGGAAGCCGGUGCUGCUUAUGCGCCUUGGCACGAGAAUUGGGUUGUCGUUGAUCCGAACUCGAAUACAGAAAUCCACGGCCGUGAAAGGCAUCUUCGGAAGCUGGCGGUCGACUUGCGGCCACUCGAAGGGAGAAUGAUCAUCACACAUGUGGGAGAGGAAUCAACUUCAAAAAGCUCAGUACAUUCUUUAGAACUUGACUUGUGGGAUCCGGCAAGUGACCAGUACCAUAUUAACCUAUAUCCUCAUGAUGCAACAUCAAAGGACUUUGAUCCAGCAAAAUCUGUGAGUGCCAACGCCGAAGCAUUUGUUGCUUCAGUUCUUGGAAUGCCAGCCACGCUUUCUCGACGCUUCAUAAAUCGUGAAAUAUUAGAAUUGAAGCAGAGAACGCAUAUUUGUGUUGUUUGGAGCUGUCAACGAAACUGUGGUACUCUCGAAAGUCUUCUCCAGCAUUACGAUCUUCAUGCGCGGAAAUUUGCGAAAAGGAAACCAUCGGUCGUUUCGCAAGCACAGAACUGGAGGGACAUCACCUGA